This is a messenger RNA of Xyrichtys novacula (pearly razorfish), 5665 nucleotides long. NCBI's taxonomy places the organism in Eukaryota, Metazoa, Chordata, Actinopteri, Labriformes, Labridae. The record is from the annotation of a GenBank genome assembly.
UGGGCAUGUCCGUCUGCACGUUGUUGUGUAACCUGUUAAUAUGCGUCCUCCCAACACGUUGUAUUUCGCGUUCUAAAGAAGAUGGGAAAACAACAAAAUAUCACAGAGGAAGGAACAUGAAACAGAUCAUUCAUUGAUGAUUUUACGUGUGCGAAGUGUUCAAAUCUCGCGAGAUUUUCGGAUGAAUGAUUGCCCCCCGGUAGCGUUACACAAGUUGUUUGGUAACAUGCAUGUUGUGAAAGCAUUUGCUGUACCAUACUAUACCACACCACCGUGGCACCCCUGCAGCAAGCAUAGGGACCCCAACAAACUCUGUGUCAAGCUACAAAUCUAUCGGCGGUGAGGUCUAAUUCCUGGUAUUGGUAAGUUUUUUUUCCCUCCUUGUAGCCUCUUGGAAACAUCAAUUUCCACUAAACACCUUAAAUCUAAAGCCUUUUUCCAAUAAGGAGUCUUUCUCAGUCAUUUUAUCCUCUGUCUUAACCUCUGCAAUAAAGAAACAGUGUUAGGUUAAAAUUAGGCUACAUUCCAGACAAGAUACAUUUGGGAAACGUGCGGGUCUGUUAGUGUUUUUAUGGGACAGUAGGUGUAGACCACUGUGUUUGAGCCAGUGCAUUGCUACAAUAAGUUGCUACAAAACCCAUCACGUGCAAGGUUCUACUUGUAAACGCUCAUUAAUUUGAACUAAUGCAUUCCUUUUUAGUAGGGGAGAGUGGGGUAAGUUGAGCCACCCCCUGUUGCUUGGAAAUGGUAAAAGAAAUUGAUCAUGUGACCAAAUAUUUACGAGAUGGGCAUCAAAUCAUGGAGUCUGUGAAGGUUAGAAGCACAUGGGUGAAGGAGAUAGACAUUUAUUUACAAAAAAAAAAUCACUUUUGAAAGUGAAUUUAGUCUGUAGUCAGUUUGAUUAGAAUUGUGUUCAGACCAAAAAAGAUCAUUUUAGAUUUGUUUUAUCAAUUGUGGUAUCUAUGAGCUACAACAUGAGGUCAGAAACCUAGCAUAAAAGUCCACCAUUUUAGCUCAGAGGACUGAUAAAAUCGUAAUAGUAGGGAUAUGGCUCAACUUACCCCAUACAUGGUGUAAGUUGACCAUAGGAGACCACUUUUUUUUGUCAUGCUAUAUUAUCAAGACAGUUAUGUUUACACUCAUUCUGUUGGUUUGCAGGGAUGCACAACAUCUUGAAAUAUAUGCAGAUACACUAGAGACAUAACUAUGAUAGCCCUGAUGUAGUGAUCCAAAAUAUGAAAAACGGCUCAUCUUACCCCACUCUCCCCUAUCUGUAAACAGCCUAAGGUGUGUUAUUUGUUUUUCUAUCUAUGCUCAUCUAUUCUGUUCUCUGAUUUUGCAGCACAGCUUCAUUUGUUCCUCCAAAAUGCCCGAGGGACCAGAGCUCCACCUGGCCAGCCUUUAUGUGAACAAAAUGUGUGAGGGAGUGGUGUUUACUGGAUCGGUCCAAAAAUCUGAAGUCAGCAAGAGUCCUGAUGUGCCCUUCACCUCUGACGCCUAUCGCAUUACAGCUGCGUCCAGAGGGAAGGAAGUGAAGCUUACACUGACACCCAUGAAGAGUGAUGAACCAAAGAAGAGAGUAAAGGCAGGGCAGGCUGAUCAGCCGAUGGAUAUAGUCUUUCGGUUUGGGAUGUCAGGUUUUUUCCGCUUCACCUCAGAGGACCAGCUGCCCAAACACUCCCACCUGCGUUUUUACACUAAAGAGAAGCCUUGCAGAGUGCUGAGCUUUGUGGAUGUGCGUAGGUUCGGCAGCUGGCAGCCCAAUGGGGCGUGGCAGCCUGGCAGAGGGCCCUGUAUCAUGUUUGAGUACAAGAGCUUCAGGUUAGUAUUGCUUAGAGUAUCACCUGUCACAGGUAUAUGUUACUGUCACACUGACCCACUCGUUGUUUUGCAGGGAGAACGUGGUGUCAAACCUGUCCAAUCACGCUUUCGACAGACCCAUCUGUGAAGCUCUUCUCAAUCAGAAAUACUUCAACGGUAUUGGGAACUACCUACGAGCUGAAAUCCUUUUCAGGUGAUGAACAUGUAAAAACACUAAAUGCAGACACAGACACUUGAUACAGUUAUUUAUUAGUGAUGCAGGAACCCUGACUUUUUCAUUGGAGUUGGGUGUCAGCUAUCAUGACUCAAUUUUCAGAUUUAAAUGAGGGCUAUGUCUUCCCGAAAACAUUUAUUCAAGGGUUGCAUGUUUUAUAAAAUGAGGAAACUCUGUUUUUCUCUGCUUUAAAGAAUAGUUUUGAUAUUACAGCAGUGUAAAACAGAAGUUUAUGAAGCAAGAAUCGCAGGAGAAAAUAGAAUAAGUUUGGGAAGUUUGGAGAUCUGGCAUCAGUUUUUGUUUUGUUUUAAAUUUGUUUUGGUUACUAAUCUGAUUAUUUCAACGCCUUAUGAAGCAUAGACUCAUUUUCUCUAACUUUGUAAAAGUCCAGAGUGUUUGCGCUCUGUCACUCCAGGUCACAGACUCAUUUGUCAUUUACACAGCAGUCAAUAAUUUCAUGUUGUUUUGUGGCUAAAAUUCUCCCAACUUAAUUGUGCAGAUGUGUAGAGUACACACUUUUUAAGUGAAAAAAAGACUGUUUCACCCUUAGUGUGAGAGAAAAAAAGAGGACAAUGCAUCAAUAUCCUUUUUAAAUAUUUUUCUUCUCGAAGGAGGCAGUUUUUAUCCUCACUAAAGGACGAAUGAAUCGUAGCAUUGUCCUGUUUUCCUUGGAGGUCUGGGGCCUGUUUUUAAUUUUUCACUGGUGUAAAUUAUGACUAGCGCACACUCCCAGCAUUGAUAAGAGUCAAGGUCGGCUUUCCGAUAAAUCCUGUAACCAAGUGAAUAGCUCUUUCAUUUCUUAGUGUCCUGCUUCCUGUAGGGAGGCACAAUUAUUCAAACCCACUUCUAAAACAAAAGAGCCUUCUGUGUUACUUAAGAAAGGGUCUUGAAUCAUCAAUCGUUUUCUUUUUUAGGUUGGACAUCCCACCUUUCGUGUCAGCCAGGUCCGUACUGGAAGGCCUUGACUCAGAUGAUUUCUGUGAAAAUGAGAAGCCUGUGAAACAAGAGAACGCAGACAAGAAGGUGAAAGCGCCCAAAGAGAUUUGGACAUUUUUAAAUCAUCCUACUCUCGACUCUUUUCAUGCUCCAACACUGCAUCUCUUUGUUUGUGCGGCAGAAGUCAGGCAGAGCUAAACAGAAGAAGGUGAAAGAGGAGUCAGGUGACCUGCUCAGACUGUGUCACACAGUACCUCUGGAGGUGGUCAACCAGGGUGGGCUUUCUUGGUUUUCCUUGUUCACUCAAACUUACACAGAAUUUACAGUCAUCCUGAGUCGAUGACUGCACUCUUAUUCAGACAUAAAAACUCCAAGUUAAAACAAAUACAUUUUUACACACUCUCUCACUCAGGUGGGAAAGGCUACGAUCCUGAGAAGCAAGACUACUCUGACUUUGAGGCCUGGCUGCAGUGUUACUACGUGGAGGGAAUGAAAUCCAUCCGGGACCAUAAUGGGAGAACCAUGUGGUUUAAAGUGAGUCCAGGACAACCUAUAUUAUAUGAUGUGUUGUCCCAUCUCAUUAUGGAAGGGCAGCAGUGGUGCAGGAGGUAGAGUGCAGAUAAGGAUAAUAAUGGAUGAGCCUUGAGCGAAGAGAUUGUUGUUCCGUGAGCUUUUUUUCCGAUCUGAAGUUGUACUCACGCUACCUUGAAUCUCUGGCACAGGAUUAGAGAUUUAAACUGUUUCUGUCUUUUCAGGGAGAUCCAGGACCCAUGGUGCCUAAAGGUAUGUAAUAUUUGAAAUACACAAAGGGAGCCCGUCAUAUAAAAGAACAGCCCAAAAAUUAAACUGAUAUCCUUGGUAUUAUUUUGUCUUUCCAGAUGCAAAGUCACCCAAGGCAAAAAACAGAGUAAAGAAAGAUGAUGACCACGAUUAUACAGCCAAGAAGAAGGUAUCAACAUUACAUUUAAUGAUUUUUUUUCUUUUCAUCUUCUGAUUUAUGUGAAGGACAGCAGUUAACAAUAUAACAAAAGCAAUUAUAUUUCACCGCAGUCCUUAUUUUUCAAGGUUAUUAAAUCUAAAUAGAAAGGAGGAGAGGUGAUGUGUGCACAUGUGUACACGAGGGUAACCUGAAGCAUAUCAGGGAGAAAUCAAAGACAGAGGAGGAAAUCUGCAAAGAUGAGACCGGCUUUUGACUGGAAACUCCAAAAUAAUCUGUCCACAGGGGUUUCAUGAAUCGAAACCAUCCCUCUGUUUAUGAAGAUAAAAGAUAAUCCUUUCCAUAACAUCAGUAUAAUUUACUGUAUUAACCCACUCUUGUGCUGUGGAGGGUUCGGGGAGAGACCAAUCUAUCAUAACGGCUUUUUGAACAAGCAGGCCUAACCUGGAAAAUCUACACCUCCUAAAACAGUGCUGUAAAGUGCAGGGGCAGGUCAGUGUUAGAGACGCUUUUUAACGCUUUAUGGACUCGUGCCCAAAAAAGUUUGAACACUGGACAUUCCCACACAUUAUGCCAGUAGUUUUCUUCUUUUUGCUUUCUGUUUUGUUUGACAAUGAAACCUAUUUCAAUCAACACAAGUGAGUUGGUUGAUUUCCACUGGAGCUUACACACAUCUAACUGAACUUCAUUUGAUAUUGAAAAAAAAUCCUCUUCCUCCUAUUUUACAAACAUAAACAUUACAUUUUGUUUGACGAAUACCAAAUGUCAAAGGUGAAACUCUCCUAAUUGUGUGAAUUUAAUCAGGUUAACAAGAGUCGCCCUGCGAAAGCCACAAAGAGAACGGCUAUCAAACAAGAAACUGAGACCAAAACUCCAAAGAAAGGAAAGGAUGCAGAGAAGGAAACCGGAUCCAAGAGAAGAAAGACCGAAAAGAACCAAGAAGGAAAUACCCCUAACGGUGAAAAGACUUCAACUGCACGUAGGAGGAAGGACAAGAGCGCAGAGCCAGUGACUUCAGGUGCACUUAAAGUCGUCAUACAAAGCCUUAUGAGUCAGUAUGUAGUUUUGGUUUUCCUACCUGCAGGAGGGUUUUUUGUGAUCGAAGCCCCGAGAGGCUUGUAAGGAAGGAAGUAUCUGCUGAUUCACACAGAAAUAAUGAGCUGUAUUUUCUUAGGUGUUCAAUACCUAAGAGUACGUGACAGAAGGUGUUAUUUUAGGACACACAAAUGGGGAAAUUCAUUUUUAAAAAAAGACUAUAAAGGCACCGAGCAGAGCAGUCUGCAUGCACCUAAAUGAAGGUUAUGCUACAAGCAGUUGGUCUGGGUUCACCUCUCACCUUUGGCUCCUUUCCCACAUCAUGAUCAAUCUCUGCUCUCUCUCUUUUCUGCUUUCUCUUGGUGAACAAACAUUCAUUUUCUCCCUCCUGUUUGUAGAGGUUAUAAAUACAAACAAGUUUUAUGUUCACUUCCAUUAUCCUGCCAAUUUUCUUUUAAUUUACUUAACCGGGGGUCAUUAGCACAGAAAGAAACUUCUUUUGACUUCCAAACGGAUCACUUAGAUAUGGUUUCCACUCACUUUCAAAGCUGACUGUAUUGAAUGGUUGUGUUUGUUGCAGGUGCACAGACUCGCAGUGGAAGAGUGACCAGACAGAGCAGCAGAUAAAAGCCAAAAGAAGAGACAGCUACAUGGGACGGUUUUUAUUCACUUAUAAUUUUUUUUUUUUACAUAUUUUUUUAAUAAAACACUUUUCUACCAAA